Molecule: messenger RNA, 2540 nt
Organism: Rosa rugosa (rugosa rose)
Lineage: Eukaryota; Viridiplantae; Streptophyta; Magnoliopsida; Rosales; Rosaceae
Product: MADS-box protein AGL24-like
Exons: 11
Coding region: 183-905 (240 amino acids)
Biological process (GO): positive regulation of transcription by RNA polymerase II
Cellular component (GO): nucleus
Molecular function (GO): RNA polymerase II cis-regulatory region sequence-specific DNA binding; protein dimerization activity; DNA-binding transcription factor activity, RNA polymerase II-specific
Source: RefSeq, a predicted model, not a curated record
CCUGCCUGCAUUAUUGACCGUCCGAUUGCGGCGCUGCCCGUUUUUUUUUUUCCAUAUGAGGAAGCAAUCGUUUCCUUUUUUAAUCGUUUAUAUUUUCACCUUCAUUUCUGCUUGCUGUCAACUCCCAAAGCUUCAGUUUCUACACCACCGAAGUAAGCAACUGAUCGAGCAGCUAGCUAGCUAUGAAUAAGAUCAAGAUUGAGAAGAUAGAAAACCUGCCGGCGAGGCAGGUGACGUUUUCAAAGAGGAGACAAGGGCUGUUCAAGAAAGCCGGAGAAUUAUCAGUUCUCUGCGACGCUGAGGUUGCUGUCAUCGUCUUUUCUUCUACUGGCAAGCUCUACGAGUCCUCCAGCUCCAGUACGAAGGAUGUCAUUGCAAGGUACAAGCUGCACACUGAAGAUGUGGAAGAGGGGGACCAGCAGCCACAUCCUGAGCUCCAGCUGGAGAAUGAUGAGUGCAUGAGGUUGAAUAAGGAACUUGCUGACAAGAUCCUCGAGCUAAGGCAGAUGGAGGGGCAGGAUCUAGAAGAGCUGACUAUAGAUGAGAUGCAGAGAUUGGAGAAUAGGAUUGAAGGAGGACUCAGCCGUGUACUUCAAGCUAAGGAUGAAAGUAUUAUGAGUCAGAUUCUGGCACUUGAAACAAAGGGAGCCGAGUUGACAGAAGCAAACAACCAAUUAAAGCAGAGGGUAAAUAAGUUAGGGAUGCUAUUCAAUGGAGAUGGAAAUAGAGCUAGUGGUGUUGCUUUGGAGUCGCAGAUCUCAACUGAUGAAGAAGAAGGUAUGGCAUCGGAAUUUGCCACAAGUUCCACCGGCUACUACGGUACUGGUUCUUCAACUUCUUCCCUUGAGGAUGACUCCUCUGACAACACCUUAUCUCUCAAACUUGGGCUUCCUCGCUGUCUCUAAAACAGGGAGGGAUAUAUGGCAUCACUAUUAAUUAGUGAAUAAGGUGGAAUUAUAUCAAGACACAAUGUUACAUCGUUGUAUGUAUGUCUUAAAUUGGGAACCAAAUUCACGGGCAUGACUAGGAGGGUAUCUCUGCAUUUUGAGUACUACUGGAUUUCACUACAAAAUAUGGGUCUUAAAAUGUUGGGAGCAAUGAUAGAUUAUACUCUGUUGCUCCAUGCGUGGACGCUUCUCCAAAAUGCAAGACCUAUAUAUAUCAUAUAUCCUAUGACUCGAUUGUGAAUGAUGCUCAUUUCAGUUGAUAUCUCUCUCUUGGAAGGUGAUGAACUUUUGUUUGGUGCAUAUACUAAAGCAUUUUGUUCAAGGUAAACACUGUGCAUCUGUUGAAUUGGUAGUUUAAAAUGGUAGAAGAGGAGACCAAUAUUUGAUGCGGAAAUGUAUAGCGAUCUGUUGAAAUCAUAGUAGGCAAAUGAAGACACUACAAAAAGGAAUUAUUAUAACCCUUUAAACAUUAUAGUUGCAUAUUUGAUUGGAGUUAUAUAUGUAAUUAAUCUGUAUUAAUUCUAUGUUCAUUUCUACUUUGAAUUUUCGAUGCAUAUGUUACCUAAUUGUUUGUAUUGGUCUUAUGCCUGCUCCUUUUAUAUUGGUUAUUCACUUUUGCAGGAAGGAUUUCAUUGUGUAGUUUAGUUGGUUGUCUAAUGUUAUUUCCUGCAACGUGAUCCAGUCAAAACCCCUCAGUCCUGAAUAUCAGACUUUGUUAGAGGAAUUGUCUGGAGAGUUUGAGCAAGCAUGAAAUGUAUUAUUCCAAGUGCAUAGGGUAAUGCUUUGAUGCAUAUUCAGACGGAUGAUGGAGUGUAAACAACCAUAUGAUGCAUUACAAAAGCGGCUGGCAGACGCCAGCAAACAAAAGCCACAGCAUCAGUCAUGCAAUGGAACUAUGGAAGCCAGCAGCCAAAGUCACGAAAAUAUUAAAAAGGGUUAGAGCUGCCAAACUCUGGAAUAUAUUAGAAGGGUUAGAGCUGCCAAACUCUGGAAAAUAUUAAACGGAUCAAUUGCGUUUUAAUUAAUUUUACGUGGAGUUCUGUACUUUUUGUCCUCUUGGACUUGCUUGGUUUUCUGCUCUUGUCGAACAGCUCAGUGAGGCCAGGGACGAUUCCAUCGUUUAAGUUACAACCGGUUUUUUAAAUUGGAAGAAAUUUUCUUUCAAAUCCUUUGAAGGAGCUCUCCAAGAAUGCAAAUUGGAUGCAUUGUUCAGCUGUUCUUCUUUUGGUCGUCUUGAUCAAGUUAUGGCCUUCUUCUGCUCUCUCUCUCUCUUUUUUGUAUUAGCUUUGAGAUUUUCAGUAGAGGUUGGGAUGUGGUUAUUCCAUCUUCUAUUUCUCUUUUGUACCUGGGGUAAGGUUUUAGUCCCCGCUUCUCCCCCCCCCCCCCCUGUUAUUUGAUUUUUUUUUAAAAGUACUUUUUGUGGUCCGCAAAUGAAAAUGGUGUGUGUGUAUGUAUUUUGUUUUCAUUUUUGGGUAUGCGAAAUGUAAGUGUCAACUAGGGAACUGUUAUUGUUGUGAAAGCUUUUGGUAUUGCUGGAUCACAUUGUUAGACUUUAAAUUGGUAAUCCAAUAUUUCUAUACAUUUGUUGCUAAA